Messenger RNA from Pelobates fuscus (common spadefoot toad), 1056 nucleotides. RefSeq names its product alpha-aspartyl dipeptidase-like. The record is from RefSeq and is a predicted model, not a curated record. The transcript is spliced from 9 exons. Bases 189 to 998 code for a protein of 269 amino acids. Gene Ontology annotation, molecular function: serine-type peptidase activity. Lineage: Eukaryota; Metazoa; Chordata; Amphibia; Anura; Pelobatidae. Gene Ontology annotation, biological process: proteolysis.
GGAAACGUCCUGGAGUUUCGAGCUGAGUGACACGUGUUUUGUGUGUGGGGGGGGGGGAAUACAGAUAGAGCCACAUCUGGAAACUUAAAACUGGGCUAAAAACCAGGAAAUAUCAUGGUGUGGCGAUAGGAGAGCAGUACAGAUGCAAUGCACUCAUACCCAUUUCUUUUGCUGAGUACUGUAUUCGCAUGCAGCACAGAUAUACUUUGCCAGUCACCAAAUUCUUCGGCUUUAAACCGAAGAACACUAUUGUCUCAAACUCUCCAUCAACGAUGACCACCAAACGGCGACUCCUGCUCGUUUCUAACUCCACGCUACAUGGAGGAGGUUAUCUGGAGCAUUGCCAGGAACACAUAGUAAAGUUUUUAGGAAAGCAAGUAAAGAGAGUCCUAUUUGUCCCUUAUGCUCUCCAUGGCAGAGAUGAUUAUGCUAAAAUUGCAAGACAGAAGUUUGAAAGUCUGGGUUAUGGCUUGGACAGCGUACAUGAGGCUGAAAAUCCGGUAGAAGCUGUCCAGAAUUGCCAAGCCAUCUUUAUUGGUGGUGGCAACACGUUUCGACUUUUGAAAGCGUUAUACGAUAACAAUUUAAUUCCUGCCAUAAGGAAGAAAGUGCUUGAGGAUGGGAUCCCAUACAUAGGUUCCAGUGCUGGCACCAAUGUGGCAACCAUAAGCAUCAAUACCACCAAUGACAUGCCAAUCGUGUACCCACCGUCUCUCCAGGCUCUUGGUUUGGUGCCUUUCAAUAUUAAUCCUCACUAUCUAGAUCCAGACGCCAACAGCAAGCACAUGGGGGAGACACGGGAACAGAGGAUAACACAAUACCACGAAGAGCAAAACACGCCACCUGUACUAGCAAUACGGGAGGGAUGUUUACUGUUAGUGGAAGGAGACAAAGCAACCCUACUUGGCGUUACAGGAGCCCGUCUCUUCCAAAGAGGUAAAGCUACAUCAGAGCACGAUCCGUUACAUGAUUUCAGCUUUCUCCUGGCUCAUAGCUGAGAGGAGUCAUUGCUUCCGUAAAACUUGAAUGUUCUAAACAAUAAACACAUCACCUACA